Messenger RNA from Suhomyces tanzawaensis NRRL Y-17324, 963 nucleotides. It is a transcript of the gene TEP1, whose product is annotated as putative phosphatidylinositol-3,4,5-trisphosphate 3-phosphatase. Gene Ontology annotation, biological process: negative regulation of cell population proliferation; phosphatidylinositol dephosphorylation; protein dephosphorylation. NCBI's taxonomy places the organism in Eukaryota, Fungi, Ascomycota, Pichiomycetes, Serinales, Debaryomycetaceae. The record is from RefSeq and is a predicted model, not a curated record. The transcript has a single exon. Gene Ontology annotation, molecular function: phosphatidylinositol-3,4,5-trisphosphate 3-phosphatase activity; protein tyrosine/serine/threonine phosphatase activity; protein tyrosine phosphatase activity. Gene Ontology annotation, cellular component: cytosol; plasma membrane; nucleus. The annotation marks the transcript as partial.
AUGAAGUCACUCUUUCGUUCUAUUGCAAUGUCUCCGACAGUAACACAAGUUAUCGAUGGCAAGGAGAUAGACUUCUCCUUCAUUACUCCACAAUUGGGAGUCUGCUCGGGCCCUGUUGACUGUCAGUUCCGCUCAUGGUAUCGUCUGCUGAUAUCUGAUCUAUCGAAGUGGCUUGACACACAAUCGUCCAAUUGGCACAUAUGGAAUCUCAGGGGCGAAGGAGCUGGAUACGACCUCGAAACCAUGAGAGAUAAGGUAUCUUUUCACCCGCUUACCGACCAUGAGGCUCCCAGUAUGGAUAUGCUACUCAGAGUGGUCAAGGAGCUAGAUGAGUACUUGAGUGAAACGGACCACUUAGCGGUGGUUCACUGCAAAGCAGGAAGAGGUAGGUCAGGAACGGUGGUUUGCGCCUACCUAAUGUAUCAGUUUAGCAAGGAAGGCAAACACUUGACGGUGGAAGAAGCCAUCCUGUGGUUCAGUGCUAAGAGGAUGCGCACCUUUGCAGACACUGGCAUAUCCAUCAAGUCUCAGAGAAGAGCUCUCGAGUACUGGUACAAGUUUCUCCAGUUCACAAGGAAAGAACGGUUGGAAUACUUUAGAAGCAGUGCUGGGGCUGAAAAGCACUUGUAUGGAAUUAGGGUGAUUAAUCCAUGUCAAGGCUGGAUAGGUGAGAUUUGCAUCCAAACCUACAUCGACGGCAAUAUUGGCGACAUCUACAAGUUCACCGACCCUAGCUCACCUGGGAUCUCGAGAGUCCGAGAAAGAACCCCAAUCCCUGUUCAAGAAUUUAGAGUUGCAAUUAAAUGGUGCUACUGCUGGUAUCACCUAUUUUUUGAGAAGCGCAAGCAGAUGGUUGAGGGCUUGGACACUUUCAAACUUGUGGCUACUUGGGACGAUUUUGACGGUUUCAAAGGAACCACUCACAAAGGUGUCAAGUGGUUCGACGCCUUAGAGAUAUACUGG